Molecule: messenger RNA, 813 nt
Organism: Seminavis robusta
Lineage: Eukaryota; Bacillariophyta; Bacillariophyceae; Naviculales; Naviculaceae
Source: the annotation of a GenBank genome assembly
GUCUUGACGGUCGUCUCGACCAAGUGAGAGCAUCGACGAAAACCCUUGUCAGAAUUUUGGCUGGCUGCUGUGGUUUGUCCACCUUCCACUGGUUGCUUGUUGCCGUCGUUGUUUUGUUGUUCUCAAGAGAGACCAUGGCAUCCUCCUCGGAAGACGACUACUACUACCACCAGCCGCAUGCGAUGGGUGUGACCAGUAGUGACAUUCCAGCCGAUGCCGUCACAUCAAAGCCAAUCCCCACGGAUCCUGCGGAAUUGGCCAUGUACAAGUUAUUGGGGGCACGGCUCAAGUGUACGCUCAGCGAUGGUCGAACGGCUACGGGAACAUUCAUUUGUCUGGAUCGACUCAAAAAUAUGAUUCUCAUGGAUGUGAUUGAACGGAGAGUCAUCAAUCGAGUGGAUUACAGUCCGGAGAUGUCGCCCAAAGAAUUUCCAGUGCAAAGGGAAUUGGCGCAGGCCAUGAUUCCGGGAAAGCAUCUGGUCAAGGUCGAAAUGGAAAAGGAAGUGUAUCAAAAGAGACUUCCAACACAAAACAGCUAGCUGGCUAGGACGAAAAUAGAGAAAGAAUGCUACUGUUGCUACUCAACUGCACUGGUUUUGGGCCUGGGCAGUUUCCCCACAAAAUGCAAUGCGAGGGCUUCAGUUUGGUUUGAAAACUCAAUCAACAACAAUUUUUUUCAAAAAUUCAGGUCAAGAAUGUUUUUCCGACUCGCCCUACUAAGCAACAACCCGGCAGCGUUGUUGAUCAAAUAAUUGUUCGCAGCUUUUAAGAGUUGGUGGUGAGGCAAUCGCAAAAUGGCUCGCAACGGGUGGU